Molecule: messenger RNA, 2115 nt
Organism: Clonostachys rhizophaga
Lineage: Eukaryota; Fungi; Ascomycota; Sordariomycetes; Hypocreales; Bionectriaceae
Source: the annotation of a GenBank genome assembly
AUGCGUACCAGGAAGUCAAAUCGCAAUAAGCGAUACACAGUUGAGAAGUAUGAUUUCGAGGAUUCCGAAGACGAGCAAGCGACCCCGUCCAGUCGCGUCCAGAAGGCUGACCAACGGAAUGAUGAUGAAUUUGAUGUAACCGCAGAACCUGAAGAGCAAGAUGAGGCAAUAGAUGCAGAGUCAUCCCACUCAGAUACCACAGCAAGUGAGGGUGAUGCUCCAAAGGCUCAGCCACGCCAGCGUCCAAGGACAGCAAAACCACCAAAGACUAAAAAGGGUGCUGCAUCCGCAACUAAUUCAGCAACUGCAUAUGUCAAUAUCGAACCGGCUUCCACAGAUAGCCCUCUUGGAAAAGGAUACUCUGGAUUAUUUGAUAGGGGCUUCCGGGGCCUGGCUCUCGUUGCUGCAUGGUACGGUCCGGAGGAGGAGAGAAUACAGAAAGGCCAAGAAGCCUUGAACCGCUGGGUUGAAUGGGCGCUACUUCCCCCAAAAGACAUUGCAGGCCCUCCAGGAUCCGUUUCAGGAACCUUUUGGUCUGAAAGCUCUCAGGAUCACGAAAAUUCUCCUUGUCAAACCUGGCUUUCGCGUCUCAACUCAGAUCAGUCAUCUCGUACGGUUUUAUCUGGCCUCACCGCAGAGUAUUCCAGGCCAUAUCUGUUGAAUGCAGGGACAUUGCCAGUUUUAUUGGGACCUCAUGACGACCAAGUUGAGUUCAGUAUUACGGCAGGUGAUAGCAUUGGGCUCACAUCCACUGGUCUCCCUCAUAAUUCGACCGAGAAUGAGGACGAAUUCCCUACAGGCUGGAUGCUUGAUACUGGGGGACUAGUUCUUAACCUGGACUGGGCACAGCAAAGAGAUGUAGAUGCAGUCCAGCUCUUGGCAAUUGCUGUUGUACCUCAUCUUGAUCAAGAAGUAUACACCUACGAUGAGGCUACUUCAGGACCAGAUUUCCAAAUGCAGGGCACAGUGCAGAUAUGGGCAUUCCAAGGCAGGAGGACCAAGAAGGAUACCAUUGAGCCCUCCAACCAGCGUCCUCGACUUCAAAAGACGCUCUGUCUAUACGGUGGCCGGGUGAAGAUUGUUCGGUGGAGCCCAACUUGCCGGCAUCUGGCUAUCCUCUCUGGCGGGACCGUACAUGUUGUUGACCCUGGAGAAGACGAGAACGGAGCCUAUCAAGAAAUACAACAACCCAUCGCCACGUUAAGCAUUACUGAGGAAGAUAUCAAGGCAACUACCCUAACCUGGGUUACCUUUAACCGACUGGCUAUUGGCUACUCAGACGGCUCGAUCGCAUUGUGGUCUAUCUACCCAGCCUGCCUACUAUCUCGCCACCCGGUUCAUCAUAGCCCAGUCAUCAACAUAGAAUCAGGCUACCCAUCCCUGCCCUAUCUAGUUGCAUCUACACCGAUAGGCGGCUUCGUGAAAAUCGUUGAUCUAAGAUCUCCAAGCCUUGAAACUAGCGAGGCGGGAGUCCUAUCAGUCAACACCAUACCCAACCUCCUGGCGUAUAGCGACCAUCUUCUCGGCUUUUACGCGCUCAGUCCCACCUCCAACGUUCUCAACACUAUGGUUGGCUUUAUGCACCAUGCUCAUUUCCCUAUAGUUCGAAGAGUCUUUACAAGUGACAGGUUCGUCACUAGUCUUUCUAUUGGACGAACCCAUCCCCACCUCCUUGUCGGGACGACUGACGGUUCACUAUGGGCUAUGAACCCGCAGCUUGAACUCUUCCAAGGCAGAAGAGAUCUCUCGGACAGGAUCCGAGUACUCCAGCAUGAGCAUCGACCAGCAGAAAACUUCCCACCAGGCUCACCAGCGUCAGAGCGUGGCGUCUCGCGGAUCAUCCAAGGGUUCAAGCCUGAGAAGAAUAGGCAUACAAAGCUUGAACCUCCUGGGAAGAAGAAGAAGGGGAAAGGAAAAGGCGCCGAGGAGGACGCUGAAGGGGAUGAGGUCACAGGCCACGGCGAUCCUUCGCGCGGCAUCGUGCAUGAGCCAUUGACAAGAAUUACUGUUGUCAAGUGGAAUCCGAACCAUGGAUACGGUACUUGGGCAGCGGUAGCCAUGGCUUCAGGCUUGGUGAAAGUUCUGAAUCUUGGGCUGGAAGACAUGGAAGAGUGA